AUGUCUCUAUUCUAGUAACAUUUUUGCCUGGAAAGCAAAUAUUGUCCCCAUCAACCUCUGCAAUUACAAGAAUCUCUACAACAAGGUUCCUCACUAACAACACUUUCAUCUUCAACCCCUUCCUUAACACACCACCACCAAACCCCAAAAAACAUCAACAAAAAACCAUGGAAGAUGUUUGGAAAGACAUCAACCUCCCUUCCUUAAACAACAAUAUGAACACACCAGUUUCUUCUCCCUCCUUAAAGACACCAACUUCUCUUCAUUCCUCCAUCAACCUUAACUCUCUACCUGAGUUUUAUUUCGACCCUCUUGAACACAAGAACUUGCAAUUAGAGCAGAGCCACCACCACACUAGUACGCUCUCAAAUGUUGAAGAUAUAUUGAGCAACACAAUAGAAAGAAGAAAUAACAGAAUAAUGAAGAAUAGAGAAUCUGCUACACGAUCAAGAGCAAGAAAGCAGGCUUAUAUAUUUGAGUUGAAGAAAAAAGUGAAGAGCUUGGAAGAAGAGAAUGCCAGACUCAAAAGACAAAACCAUUUGUGUGCCGAAGCCAAGCAGCAGAGGAAUGGAAAUCUGUAUAGAACAUUAACAGCUCCAUUUUAAGAACUAUUUGUAGGAGCCAGCAAUCUACUUCUCAUGAGCCUAAAAUGUUUACCCUUUGAAGUAUGAACUAUGAAUUCAUCAUGAUGUUAUUUUAAUGUUACCAAAAAAAUCAUCAUGUUAUUGUACCAGACAAAUAUAUCGGUGGUUACUUGU
This is a messenger RNA of Trifolium pratense (red clover), 758 nucleotides long. RefSeq names its product protein FD-like. Gene Ontology annotation, cellular component: nucleus. The transcript is spliced from 3 exons. Gene Ontology annotation, molecular function: DNA-binding transcription factor activity. Bases 168 to 605 code for a protein of 145 amino acids. NCBI's taxonomy places the organism in Eukaryota, Viridiplantae, Streptophyta, Magnoliopsida, Fabales, Fabaceae. Gene Ontology annotation, biological process: positive regulation of DNA-templated transcription. The record is from RefSeq and is a predicted model, not a curated record.